Pomacea canaliculata is the source of this 585-nucleotide messenger RNA. RefSeq names its product 60S ribosomal protein L22-like. NCBI's taxonomy places the organism in Eukaryota, Metazoa, Mollusca, Gastropoda, Architaenioglossa, Ampullariidae. Bases 141 to 542 code for a protein of 133 amino acids. Gene Ontology annotation, cellular component: ribosome. Gene Ontology annotation, biological process: cytoplasmic translation. The transcript is spliced from 4 exons. The record is from RefSeq and is a predicted model, not a curated record. Gene Ontology annotation, molecular function: structural constituent of ribosome; RNA binding.
GUUAUAUAUAUAUAUUUCUGUCAUUUUGUAUACGUAAAGAUCUUAAUACUCUUUACUAGAAAAAAUGUAUAUAUCUCGUCGGCGGGAGUAACGUUCCCAUCAUACAGCAGAACUUCCUUUUCUGGUGGCGAUCGGUGAACAUGGCACCCACAAAACAAGUAAAAGGCACAGGGAGGGCCCAGUCUGGCAAGAGCAAAAAGAAGAAGACUACCCUGCGAUACAUGAUUGACUGUACUCACCCUGUUGAGGAUGGAAUCAUGGAUGUUGCAAACUUUGAGAAGUAUCUUCAUGAGCGUAUCAAGGUUGAAGGCAAGACUAACAACUUUGGCACUGCUGUAGCCCUUGAGCGUAACAAGAACAAGAUAACGCUUACAUCAGAGAUCCCCUUUUCUAAAAGGUAUCUCAAGUACUUGACAAAAAAGUACCUGAAAAAGAAUAACCUUCGUGACUGGCUGCGAGUGGUUGCUAGUACAAAGGAAGCCUUUGAGCUGCGUUACUUCCAGAUCAACCAAGACGAGGAAGAAGAAGAGGGUGACGAGUAAACGUUGCCAGAAUUUGUUUGGAAAUAAAAUUCUCUCUUCAGAA